AUGGCCUUGUUCACGCCGCCGCCACCCAAAGCGGUGCCGCCUAUGCCGGUGGUGGCGCCCUACGUGUCGGAUGCGGAUACGCGCAAGAAGUUGUGGGAACUGGGGAUGAGGCAUCAUUUGAAGGCCUUGGAAGGCGUCACCGCCGUGACGGAUCAGUCAGACCCGGGCGCCAGCAUGGCGCCGGUGCACCGGGCGCGCGAACGCGCCAGGGACUUCGUGCGGGGCGAGAUGAGGAGAGACAUCGUGGAUAGCAACAAGCAGCUGGUCUCACGAUUGAAGGAGAUCGUGAAAAAACCCAGCGCCGUGUCGCCUCCUACGGCGCCUCAUCACAAUGCAAGAUCUGCAAUGCUCAGCAGGGAUCGGCAGCUGCGACAGAAGCACAUCCAGAACGAGAACAAGUUCCUGGUGCGACGCAUCCUUUCUGUCAAAAGCAGCCUGGAUAUCAGUGGUCUUGAGAAGGACUACUGGAGGCAUCGCAAGGAUGUGAGCCGGCUGCAGCAGAUCCCCAAGCUCCCACCCCUGGACAAACCCAGCCGGCCGCGGAAGCGCCUGGAGGCAGAGCCUUUACCAGCUCGAACCCCCAGCGCUGGCUCUUUCAGGCCUGUGCGGGCACAGUUGCCGCUUCCAAUGCCAAAGAGUAGCUCCAUGCCAGCCCUUGCACCACUGCAAGUUGAGGAGAAGUCAGCGGACAAAGCCCUUCUCAAGAAGCGCUCCACGAAGAAGGAGCUUCAAACUGCCCAAGCCAAGGUACCACAGAAGGUUGCGGCAUUCCGGACCGCGGAUGGUCAGGCCUUUGACGUCCCCGGCUACGUGGCUGGGCUUUUCCAGCGAUCCAUCCGAAGAGCGGAGGACUUUGAACUUCACGAUCAGGUGAUUGACUCGGCGAACAUCACCCAGAGCAGUUUCCUGCGCGCUCAGGAAAAGGCGGCAGCGGAAUUCCUGGUGGAUGAGAUGACCAAUGAAGCUUUGGAGGUGUUAUCGCACGGGGAGGCGCGGUCCCUGAUGAACGACACCCAGGCCAGCUGGCCCUCGACCGGUGCCUGGUGGCAAGCGGGUCUCUGUUUUGGCCCUGAAGCUCUGGCUGAAGCUCUGGCUGUAUGGGGCCGGGCCAUUGUAGCCGUGGCACAGCUCAGCAAUUUGGGAGAAGUCCCACAGGCGGCGCUGCAAAAACAGCAGGCGCUGCAGGCGCAGCAGGAGGCGGCCGAAGCCGAGCAGCGCCGCCGUGCCGAGGCCAAGGCCUUGGCGCAGCAGGAAGCGCAGCAGUUGGCAUCGCAGAGGGCGCAGAAUCAAGGCGACCUCAUUUCAGCAAACUGCUAUGCCAAUGACGCGGCGGAAUACUUUGGAGAGAACUUUGCCCAUCGCUUGCGCUGGGCUCAUGCCGUGAACAGCCUGCGGGUGCUGCGACAAGCCUUGUGUUCCAAUGCUCAUUUUGUUGAGGCCGACGUGUCUGCGGGCACCCUGAUGGAAGAGAAACAGGACCCAGCCAGCGAGUCGCCCAAGAAUGCAGCCACUGCAGAGACCUCAGUGGCUACGUCUUCCAAGAUUCCCAUCAUCAUGGCGCACUACCCGACUCAACGUUCUUCGGAUCUGUCUUUCGAGCUCUUUGUGGCGGCAGUGUUGAAGCACAAUGCGCAGGUGGACGGCGACGGCCUCGACAGCCUGGAGAACACCGCGGACGCGCCGCUGGAGGCCCCGACGGCGACCGAGGUCCCGACGGAGGCCCCCACGGAGGCCGAGGCCGAGGCCGAGGCGUCGCCCAAGCGGUCGCCCUUCUCCGAGCCGGUGCUGCACCAGGAGCAGGAAGAACCGCUGGUGAGGAGCGCCAGUGCCAUUGAGACAAGGCAAAAGUUACCUUGUCACGAGGCGGAAGCCUUCGCUGGGGAUCUGCACCGAGAGUUAGCGGCCUCAAAUCAUGACCCCAUGAUGAUGGCCUGCAUCGGGGCCCGGAGAGGCAUCAACGGCCUCAGGCCCCGGAGCUUCUCAAAGAAAGGGGUCAAGUUGGACUUCAAAGUUCUGGAGUGCGUCGAACCAGCCCUAAGGCACUUGCACAGUGUCGAUGCGGCAAAAAAGUUGGGCGGACACCUCUGGCUGAACGCAGAUGUCUUUGCGGGGCCUGGCUAUCCUGAGCGCUUCCUGUCGCCCAUAGAUGCAAGGCACAGGGUAAAUGGUGCAGUGGGAAGGUCAGAUUGGUCUGCUGGUUGUUUCUCAAAAGAAAGGGGACCCCAAAAUCAUUCAAAAGAGGUCAUUUAUGGUCAUUCAGUACGGAAACCCAUGCUUUUGGGGCACCCCGAUUCUUGGAAACACCCAGUUGGCCAGGGGUAA
This is a messenger RNA of Cladocopium goreaui, 2322 nucleotides long. Lineage: Eukaryota; Dinophyceae; Suessiales; Symbiodiniaceae. The record is from the annotation of a GenBank genome assembly.